AUGAAAGCAGAUGAAACAAUUAAGGCAACGAUGGAAGAAAUAAAUAGAGGUUCUGAGAAUUUUUCUCAGACACAACAAAAACGUUCGAUGAUUAACCAAAUUCAACAACAAACGACAAAGCAUCAAGCAUCACUUGCUGCAGCUGCAAAAGAAGGCGAAGAGAAUGAAAUUGAUCGCCAAGAAUGGGCCAAAACACAAAUUAACGAAUUAAAUGAUCAAACUAGGAAUGAACUUGAGUCAAUCGAAACAUUACGUGCUAAGCAACAGGCAUAUUAUCAAUCCCAGCUUGAAAGUAAGAAUGAAAUCUGGGAAAAUUGCUUACAAGAAAGAAGAGAAGAAGCUCAACGUCUUAGAGCAAUGAUAGAACAAUUAAAUUCAGAUAUUAACGUUGCUCGUGGUGAAGCAAAGUCAGAUAUUGAAGCAGCUAAGAAGCGAGCAAAAGAAUUGGCCCAAAUCAUUCGAGCAAAUCGCGAAAAGCAGAUACAAAAGAUAGCAGAUCUUACAGCACAAAUACAAAAAGAGCGAAAUGCUCAUGGCCCAAACCUCAAGCAAGUUAUUGCUCAAGCUAAUCAAUCUGUUAUGCAAAAGAAAGAACAAAUGGCUAGAUUAGAACAAAAUCUACUGACGCUCAAAUCUAAGCUUAGAGAUUGUGAAAGUUCCAAUGCUAAUAAAUUUAGACAACAAGUUCGUCAAAUUAAAGAUUUGCGAGCCCAGCUUCAGGUUCAAAAGGAUGCAGAAAAGCAAAAACAGCAAGAACUUAUGAGUAUGAGAAAGAUGUGCGCAUCAGUAUCCCACAAAAUCUCAGCAUAUAAAGAUGAAGCGGCAUCUCUCAGGCGACAACUUGCAAUGAUGACAAAAGAUAAUGAGGAACUGCAAAGUGAGAUUGUAAAACUUGAACGCCAGAUGUUUCCUCAGGUAUUUAAAUCUAUUCAAUAA
Molecule: messenger RNA, 936 nt
Organism: Trichomonas vaginalis G3
Lineage: Eukaryota; Parabasalia; Trichomonadida; Trichomonadidae
Exons: 1
Coding region: 1-936 (311 amino acids)
Source: RefSeq, a predicted model, not a curated record